AGUAUUUAUAUAUGUAUUAGAAUCAUAAAUUUCACAUUCCAAAAAUCCUACCCCACCCCUCAACUUUAAACCCGGACUCUAACUCGAUAUGCCCCAUGCCCCAUGCCCUCUUAAAAAAUCCCCGUAUGUCCCUUUAAUAUAAUAUAAUUUCUUUUUUAUUUUUUUUUAAAUGGAUAAUGAGGCUAAUGAGUGGCUAAAGACGAAUUGCUCCUUGGUAAACUAGAAUAUUUACACAGUCCAAUCUAAAGAUCCGACUACCCAAACCCAAUCACCAAAACCGAUCCAUCUAAAGCUAAAACGACCGCGUUUCGUUCCAACUUAACCCAUUGAAGCCCUCGGACAAGAACAACUGAGAGCGUAUUUGUCACUUUCUAUUCCCUCCAACCAAUUUUUUUCCCGAGAAAGUUUUUCUAUAACGCUUUCUCUUCUUCAAUUUGUGAAUAAACAAAUUGGAACUUUCGAUUCGUUUUUUCUUCUGUUCUUUCGCUGACCGACAAGAUAUCAGUCGGGACGUGGAGAGCCGCUGAAUCCUAAUUAUCAGUCGUACCAGCAGAACCAUCAGCAGCAACAACGGCAACAGUGGUCACGUUGCGCUGAAAACGAUAAUGAGUCAAGAAGACGACAUCGACGUCACUCCUUUAAGUCACUGUCAAACUGACUGGCUUGGGGCCUGGGGGGGAAUCCUUUCUCUUAUCCUCAAGAAAUGGCGACGAAACAACUUAUAGUAUCACCAGUUACUGUGUCAGCCAAGAGCUUAGCCUCGCUCAGAGUUUCGAGUGCCAAGUUUGGAACUUUGAAACCAGGCACCCUUAAGCAGAGCCAGUUCCGUUCUUUGGUUGUCAAAGCUGCUUCUGUCGUUGCUCCUAAGUACACUUCAAUUAAGCCAUUGGGAGAUAGAAUUUUAGUGAAGAUCAAGGAGGCAGAGGAGAAGACAAUGGGAGGUAUCUUACUUCCAUCUACAGGUCAAAGAUCAAGGAGGCAGAGGAGAAGACAAUGGGAGGUAUCUUACUUCCAUCUACAGGUCAAUCGAAACCUUAAGGAGGUGAAGUCGUUGUUGUGGGUGAAAGGGGAAUUAUUGGGAAAAACAAAGUUGAUAUCACUGUCCCUACUGGAGCACAAAUCAUUUACUCCACAGGUACGCUGGAACUGAGGUGGAGUUCAACGAUGUGAAACAUCUCAUUCUUAAGGAAGAUGAUAUUGGCCUUUCUUAGUUGUUUAUCUUUUAUUUAUGUAUUUAUGAUGUUAUUUAAAUAUUUUGGAUGUUUCAAAUUUGGUAGGAUAAUGCUUUUGAAUGUUUAAAACUUGGUGUGUUGCAUGGAUUUACUAGGUCUGCUAUGCCCAAA
Molecule: messenger RNA, 1343 nt
Organism: Brassica rapa (field mustard)
Lineage: Eukaryota; Viridiplantae; Streptophyta; Magnoliopsida; Brassicales; Brassicaceae
Product: 20 kDa chaperonin, chloroplastic
Biological process (GO): protein folding
Molecular function (GO): ATP binding; protein folding chaperone
Source: RefSeq, a predicted model, not a curated record